CGUCAUUCUCUCACCAAAUUAGCGCUGUUGUCCACCACAUACUCCGUACCUACGCCCACGCCUAUGCCUACCACCCUACAGUACACCACAGUCGCAUUUCUCUACCAACCCACGCUCGCGGCUGUUGUCUCUCACAUUUCCUCGUGCGACUCGGGACGAGCCAUGCCGAUAGGCACCCUCCGAAUCUGCCAUGUAUGAUCCGUACGGCUUUCGCAGGGAGACUCCUUCAGCACAACAUCAGCACCAACAACAGGCUAGCAGCGGAGGCAGCAGCAGCAGCAGCUUCAUCCCCAAUGCUGCACCUCUGACAUCUCAUCACCCCCACCACCCACAGCUCCAGCAGCACGUCCAGCAUCCUCACCAACCCCUCCAGCAACCAGGUCAACAGGCGCAGGCGCAAGCUCAAGCGCAAGCUCAAGCGCAAGCUCAAGCGCAAGCUCAAGCGCAGCACAUGAUGUAUAGCACGCCCUCUUAUGGCGGUCCUGGUCCUCAGAGCUCCCACGCCCCUCCUCAUGCCCCCUCACCGGGCCCUCAUCAGUCCCCCUAUGCCGCCUCAGGUCCCUCGAGCAUGGGGGGUCAGACUGCAGGCGGUGGAAUGGGGAUGGGGAUGAUGCAGAAUAACGGUAUGGCGCAUACGGCUCCGGUCCACGGUAUGUAACACACCUUACUGAACGGUUGCGCGCAAGAGUUUACCUGCCAACUGCUACCUCUGCCCUAUGCCAAUCUGAAGUCGGAGAAUUAAGCGUUGCGCUCUUCCUCCGUUGUCCUCCUCUUCCCCUCCUCGGCUCGAUCGAGGAACACCAGCGCGAUACCCGGUGCUACCGCAUCGAAGCAGGCAAGAGCCCGCUAGCAAGAAGUGCCUAGAGGCUCUCCGAAGACAGCAGCAUGUUGAGCUUUCCCUCACGUUCAUCUACACUUGCCGACGGCCGCCUGUUGGAGCUUUACGUGCCUAUCGAGCAAGCAAACAAGUGCUGACAUGUAUUCUCAGCAGUACCAACGGCUUAUCAAACACCAUAUUCCAGCUCCCCCUACGGAGCAAGCAUAUCAACCUCUUCCCCAUCCAAUACCCUUCCAGGCUUCAUGCCACCAACCUCCAACGCACCAUCCUUUCCAAUGAACCAUUCGAAUAUGAAUACGAAUAUGAAUAUGAACAUGAAUGCCCAACAGCAGCAACACCAACCUCAGCGCAUGCAACCUCCCCAAAACACGCCCACUCCAACGCCAGGAGCUAAUUCGAGAGGCUCACCAUUCGCUCCCAUGUCACAAAACUCACCUCCUAAUCCUAGUUCGACACCCUCCCAUAUAUCCACACCUCAAAAUUCGAAUGCUACAAACCAAAAGCCCAAUAAUAAUCCGCAAUCGCAUGGUGGGCCACAGGCUUCAACAAUAUUGACACCACAAACCCCAAGCUUUCCACCAGGAUCGCAAAAUGCCGGAAACACUCUGGCUUCUCCUCUAAGUCCCGGAUCAGAAGUUCGGGAGAAAGACCGGGUUGCAAUAUUACUGGAGAUAAAUCGGGAACUUCUGAUGGAGUGUAUGCACAUACAGGGAUUACAAGCGGACAUGAAAAAAGAGGAGCAAAAGGAUAGUAAUGGUUCUGCGGAUCCUUCGAAUUCGGCUGGGCCCGAUAAGGAAAAGAACGAGAAAUUGAAGGCUUCGGUCACCAGGGAAUAUGUGGAGUGAGAGGUCCAGAACCGUAUUGAUUUAACUUGCAAACUAACAGAACUCAGAUGUAUGCGACGGCUUCAAGCAAACCUGGCGUAUCUUGCCGCAAUCGCAGAUCGAUCACACAAACCCUCUUCACAGAUACCUGCCCAUCCCGCAAUAAUGACGGCUCCAUCAAUCACACCCAAAGCAACAAGUUCCACUUCAUCUGGCGCUGCUGAUACUGAAACAAAAAAAGAAGACCUCGAGGAGAGUAAAUCGAAGGAAUCCGCAAAUGAGAGGAUCGAUCUUCUGAAGGAUCAGUAUAAGCAGUUACAAGGACUAUUCCCAGGUGUGGAUCCAAAGAAGGAACCCUCGAUGCAACCACCAAAUCCAGCUGCUAGAGCACAGCAAGCUGCUCAACAACAACAGCAGCAAGCGUUACAACAAGCGCAGAAGCAGCAAGGUCAACAGCAGGGCCAGCAGCAGGCCCAGGGUCAAACCUCUGAUUUCGCUGCACAACAGAGGAUGCAGAAUGAGAUGUUGAGGCAGAAAAUGAUGCAGGCGCAACAUAAUCAACAACAACAAAUGGCCCAAGCUCAAGCCCAGGCCCAGGCGCAAGGCAUGCAAGGCAUGAAUUCACAGCCACCUCGAUGAGGUCAUCGCAUGGCGUUGGUGGGGUUCUUUGGUAUCGAGACUGGAAAAAAUAUGUCUCUUUUGGCUUGGUGUAUGGUUUGAAUAUCCCCCUACCUGGAUAAAAAGUAGACCGGAAUUAUUGUACUUAAAAGAUAUUGAAAUGAAAAUUAUGUAUCAAGUUCCAAGGAGGUUAUAGUUCUGAUCCUUUGGGAUAAUUGGAGGGAUGGGC
This is a messenger RNA of Hymenoscyphus albidus, 2509 nucleotides long. NCBI's taxonomy places the organism in Eukaryota, Fungi, Ascomycota, Leotiomycetes, Helotiales, Helotiaceae. The record is from the annotation of a GenBank genome assembly.